AGAGAGAUGAACUGUUGAUAUUUUGUUAACAGUUUACCCUUUGUGGACCACCGUCCCGCAAGAAACGCAUACCGUCUUUGUCUUUCUCUCACGAGGUGGUUGUAUUUCUCUGUAAUAACCAAUCAAAAGAAAGAAAAAAAACUUCCAUUUGAACUAUUGCAGAAAGCUCAGCUUGUCUGUCUUCUCAGCUCAAGUCCCCUUCUCUCUCUCUAUCCCAGUAUCUCUCUCUUUCUCACUAUAGACUAUUCAUUAUAAUGUAAUAAUGAGUCUAAAUACAGAUACUGUUCUUAUCUACAUUAGUUUCAUUACAUCAUCUCUGUUCAGCUCCUUAUUAUAGAAGAACAAGAUGACUAUGAAGAAACAGAAACUCACCCUUAUACUAAAAUAAAAGGAGAGAGAGAGAGAGAGAGAGAGAGAGAGAUUUAAAGAUAGAUCUAUUAUACUAUACUUUAUUUUAUUUUCAUUUGAGAUUUUAAUUUUUCUCUCUUGAUUGGGAGAAAGAAAUGAACAAUCUGAGUUACCUAGAACCAGAUUACUCUGAGUUUGUUGAAGUUGAUCCCACUGGAAGAUAUGGAAGAUAUAAUGAAGUUCUGGGUAAAGGAGCUUCAAAGACUGUUUACAGAGCAUUUGAUGAAUAUGAAGGCAUAGAAGUAGCAUGGAACCAAGUAAAGCUCUACGAUUUCUUACAGAGCCCUGAAGAUCUAGAGAGGCUCUACUGUGAGAUUCAUCUCCUCAAGACCCUUAAACACAAGAACAUCAUGAAGUUCUACACCUCUUGGGUUGAUACAGCUAACAGAAACAUCAAUUUCGUUACUGAAAUGUUCACUUCUGGCACCUUAAGACAGUAUAGACUGAGGCAUAAGAGAGUGAACAUAAGAGCUGUGAAGCAUUGGUGUAGACAGAUCUUGAGAGGCUUACAUUAUCUACACAGCCAUGACCCUCCUGUAAUCCACAGAGAUCUCAAAUGUGACAACAUCUUCGUUAAUGGCAAUCAAGGUGAGGUCAAGAUUGGAGAUCUUGGCCUCGCUGCCAUUUUAAGAAAGUCUCACGCUGCUCAUUGCGUAGGGACGCCUGAGUUCAUGGCUCCUGAAGUAUAUGAAGAAGCUUAUAACGAACUAGUUGAUAUAUACUCGUUUGGUAUGUGCAUUUUGGAGAUGGUUACAUUUGACUAUCCUUACAGUGAGUGUACACAUCCUGCUCAGAUCUACAAGAAAGUUAUGUCGGGGAAGAAACCAGAUGCAUUGUACAAGGUGAAAGACCCGGAAGUUAAAUACUUCAUAGAGAAGUGUUUAGCCACUGUUUCACUUAGAGUUUCUGCUCGUGAGUUACUAGAUGACCCUUUUCUACGUAUAGACGAUGGUGAGUUUGAUUUGAGAUCAGUUGAUAUGGAUGUGCCACUAGUUAGGCAGCAGCAUCAUCAUCUUGCUGACUACUACAACUACCCUAGUAGCUCUUUGAACCGUCAGUAUUCAAAUGGUUAUGAUAGCCACCAUGAGUAUCCGAACAGAUGGGCUUAUAAUCCAGCUGAGACAGAGGAGACUCAUGGAAUUGAGCUAUUUGAGUGUCGAAAUGAAAAUGAUCAAGAAGAAGAUAAGAGUUCUGGUAAUGUUGAUAUAACUAUUAAAGGCAAGAGAAGAGAUGAUGGUGGCUUGUUCUUGCGUCUUAGGAUCACUGACAAAGAAGGGCGUGUCCGAAACAUUUACUUCCCAUUUGACAUAGAGACAGACACAGCACUGAGCGUUGCAACAGAGAUGGUAGCAGAGCUGGAUAUGGACGAUCACGGAGUCACAAAGAUAGCCAACAUGAUAGACGGUGAGAUAUCUAGACUUGUGCCUAGUUGGAGACCAGGCCCUGCGUUUGAAGAGUCCCUUGCGGCUGCUGCGGCUGCCGCAAACGCAAACAUUUGCAGCAACUGCGUAUCGAACCGUACCUCAAUGGGGUCCGUGAUGGACUUCCUGAGGACAAACCCUGGAGCAAACGUUGCACAAUGUUGUAGAAACGGGUGCAGUGAGACUCACGGUCGGUUUGAAGAGAUUACUAUAAGAGAAACUGAGGUUCGUCUUAGAGAGUUAUGGAGGCUGCAGCAACAGCAGGAGAGUAGAGAGCUUAGCUCGAUAGACUCAGGACAAAACCAUUCAGAAGAGGAAGAGGAGGAAGAAGAAGUAUAUGAGAACCCUGAAAUCACGUUUCCGUGUGAAGCAAGUAACGGUCUAAACCAUCUAUCAGGCUCUGGAUCGUUCUCGUUUUUGCCGUCUUUAUACUGCGAUGAUGAGGUGGUUGAGAAGACUGAACAUCAGGUUCAACAAGAGUUAAGAUGGCUUAAAGCCAAGUGCCAAAUAGAGGUCAGAGAGAUGCAAGAUGAGCAGUUAAAGUCUCAGUGGCGGCCGGAGAGAGAUGAAGAUAGUGUGAAGGAGAAGAUGUGUGGAGAAAGAUUGCUACCAAAAUGUCUUAAAAGGACAACUUCACUUCCUGUCGAUGCCAUUGAAUCUUGAUUACGUUGUCUUUUGGUUUUGCCCAUGUAUACAUAUUGUUAUUAAAGACUUUUAAGUGUAACCACACGAGUAUACCUAAGAGAGCCUCGUUAUUUCUGUUGAGGUUAUUCUUGCAACAA
This is a messenger RNA of Brassica napus (rape), 2611 nucleotides long. Its product is annotated as serine/threonine-protein kinase WNK1. Gene Ontology annotation, biological process: protein phosphorylation; intracellular signal transduction. Gene Ontology annotation, cellular component: cytoplasm. Gene Ontology annotation, molecular function: protein serine/threonine kinase activity; ATP binding. NCBI's taxonomy places the organism in Eukaryota, Viridiplantae, Streptophyta, Magnoliopsida, Brassicales, Brassicaceae. The coding region runs from base 504 to 2492 and encodes 662 amino acids. The record is from RefSeq and is a predicted model, not a curated record. The transcript has 7 exons.